Molecule: messenger RNA, 3848 nt
Organism: Mugil cephalus (flathead mullet)
Lineage: Eukaryota; Metazoa; Chordata; Actinopteri; Mugiliformes; Mugilidae
Gene: znf710a
Product: zinc finger protein 710a
Exons: 5
Coding region: 78-2180 (700 amino acids)
Source: RefSeq, a predicted model, not a curated record
AGCCGUGGGACCGCCCCACUCUCCCACAGAUAUAAAUAGGAGGUGGAUUUUUUUACUCCACUCAUUUCUCCUGAAGGAUGAGAUCCCUGAAACACCUUAAACAUCACUCCAGGAACAAUGUGGAGGAGGAGACUGGCCGCUUGGUGCGGACCUACCCAAAGAUGACUGAGGGUCAAGUGGAUGUGGGCACGCAGACGGAGCCUGUGGUGGUGCUAUCUUUGGCUCAGGCUGCCGUUCUUGGCCUCAUCUCCCAGAAUGAAAUAUUCGGGGCCACCAUUGCUCCUAAUGGCUUUUACACAGGCGAGCCAAGAGAGUGUCCCCCGCCUCCACCCGAGUCAAUGGAGUAUGAGUAUGCUGAUCAGCUGAUAGGGGCCAACGGGGACUACCUGGCAGAGCCUGCUGGGGAGCCGGAGCCCCAGCCCCACUGCAGCGAGAGGAGACGGCCCGGCCCCCGUGGGAGGACCAAGAGGCCCAGGAGUGAUGGAGAAUUAGAGGGUCAUCCGCACAAACUGCCCGGCCCACAGGCCCAGAUUAAAGGUGAAAGACUUGAGUCUGAUACUCCUCCUUCGUGCAUUCACAUGAACAGCAGGCGCAGUCCUGGCAAGUCAGACGAUCCAGUCACCCACGUAGGCUCCCUGAAAGAGGAGCAGGCAUGUGGAAACUGUCCCUCAUGCGUGAGCGACACAUCCAAACCAAAAACAGAUGGACAGCCAGAACAGGAACAAGAAGAAAGCUCUGGUAGAGGCAGAGAGAGGAAGGAAGAGGAGCUGGUGGUGGAGGAAGAAGAAGAGGAAGCGCUAAACCUCAAGACCGGCGGAGAGACGGGCAGCCCCAUGGAGAACCGUUACUAUGAUUCCAACGAGGUGGCCUACGAGUCCGCUGACAUGGCGAUGCCAGGAGAGUAUGAGGAGAACGGUCAGGCCAUGCUGUGGUCGGACCCAGAGGGACUCGCCAGACGAAUGCAGAUCGACCGGCUGGACAUCAACGUCCAGAUUGACGAGUCUUACUGCGUGGAUGUGGGAGAGGGUCUGAAGCGCUGGAAGUGCCGCAUGUGCGAGAAGUCCUACACAUCCAAAUAUAACCUCGUCACUCACAUCCUGGGCCACAACGGAAUCAAGCCGCAUGAGUGUCUACACUGUGGGAAGCUGUUCAAGCAGCCGAGCCACCUCCAGACUCACCUGCUCACCCACCAGGGAACCCGGCCGCACAAGUGCACCGUCUGCGAGAAGGCCUUCACGCAGACCAGCCACCUGAAGAGGCACAUGCUGCAGCAUUCGGACGUCAAGCCCUACAGCUGCCGCUUCUGCGGCCGCGGCUUCGCCUACCCCAGCGAGCUGAGGACCCACGAGAACAAACACGAGAACGGCCAGUGCCACGUCUGCACCCAGUGCGGCCUCGAGUUUCCGACCUAUGCGCACCUGAAGCGCCACCUGACCAGCCACCAGGGACCCACCACGUACCAGUGCACGGAGUGCCACAAGUCCUUCGCCUACCGGAGCCAGCUGCAGAACCACCUGAUGAAACACCAGAACGUGCGGCCUUAUGUUUGCCCUGAGUGCGGCAUGGAGUUUGUCCAGAUCCACCACCUCCGACAACACGCUCUCACUCACAAGGUACUGGCAGCGCACGACCUCGCACUUAAGGGCAUGAAAGAAUUCAAGUGUGACGUCUGCUCCCGAGAGUUCACGCUGUCUGCCAACCUGAAGAGACACAUGUUGAUCCACGCCAGCGUGAGGCCCUUCCAAUGCCACGUCUGCUUCAAGACCUUCGUCCAGAAGCAGACCCUGAAAACCCACAUGAUUGUCCACCUGCCGGUCAAGCCUUUCAAAUGCAAGGUGUGCGGAAAGUCUUUCAACAGAAUGUACAACCUGCUCGGCCACAUGCACCUCCACGCCGGCAGCAAGCCCUUCAAGUGCCCUUACUGCACCAGCAAGUUCAACCUGAAGGGCAACCUCAGCCGACACAUGAAGGUUAAACACGGCAUCAUGGAUGCCUCAAUAGAUGGACACGAACCACCCCAAGAGGCGGAAGGCCAGGAGGACUACGAAGAGGAGAGCUUCGAGUUUAGCGAGCGAGAAAACCGCGCUAACAACAACAACACACCAGACAUUGCUAAACUAUCACAACUGGAGUAUUACAGCACCUAUGGGAAGGGCGCAGGGCGCUUCAGCACUGCAUGAAUUAUUAAAAUGACCCCAUAUUGAAUAGAAGUGUGAACUAAUGAAAACAAUUCUUUUCAUUUGUUUAUUUAGUUUUUUUUUUUUUUCCUUUUGCUGUUAAAGGCAUAGCGCUGUUGUUCCUCUUCCAAGGACACAGAGAAGCCCAGCAAACUGCACAUCAAAAUGCACUGGAACCAAUGCUAAAACCUCUAAUUUUGUCUGAGUAUUUUUCAUCUCUUUUACAUUGAAAAUUUCCGAGAUGUGUUUGAGAAAAAGGGGACAGUCUGAAAUGAGAGCAUUUAGGUUUAAAAGAACAAUAUAUAUAUAAAUAUAUUGAUAUAUGAAUAUAGAAAUAGAAAUUUGUAUAUGUUGUCAGUUGCUGAACAACAAGAACAUCAUUUGAGCCCAAUUUUAAAAGCACAUCCUUUGCCACUACGAGCAGAAACGCAGAUAUUAAAUGUUAAAGUGCACACACUCACUCAGACAAUCCCGGUCUCUCUCAGUCUGUUGGGGUAAAACCAAUGUGAAGGGUUCAAGAAGGCAACAAGUGUUACUGUUCAUUUCACUUGCCAAAGCUAAUCGAGUCGCAGAGGUUAACGAUUCAUUUUGAUAAAAUUAAUUUGAGGUCUAUGUCUUGUUGUAUAUUAUUGUACAGAAUGUAUCGGCCCUCUUGUACGCUGGCCGGUACUGUGAUCAGUGCGUUGCACUGAGGACCACUGUGUCUACUUUUUACAUUUCUGCAUUAACGAGCAUCGCCCUGUAUUGAUCUCUCGUCCAUGAAUGUAACUGUUUCUGUGGAAUGUUUUAAGACGCUAAAAGAAAACUAAAACAUACCUUUUUUGUUUUUUUAAAUGGUUGGACCCCGUUUACCAAAGAAUUGGAUCAAAUCUCGCACCUACGGGAGCCGUCAGUCUCUUUCCCUGGCUGUUGUGUCGAGCUGGGACAUUGGAUUUCUUGGGGUCCAAUCGGAGACCUCAUGAAAUUACAUUCAGGUUCCCCUCCCAACCAUCUGUAGAUCUCUUCAAAAGAUUACCACAGAGGACAGACUGUGGUGCAGCAUCUCUUUUUCAACAAACCUCACCAUUUUCCCCUCAUUCCAGCCUUCCCAUGACGGGGCUGCAGCAUUUUUGCAAAAGCAGUGUACACUCUGCAUUUGUAUUGGUGCCGUCUUUUUUUUUAUUAUUUUUUAUCUCCCGUUUAUUUUCCAUGGAUGAAUCUCAACAAGAAUUGUCCAAAAAAAAAAAAAAAAAAAAACUCGGACAGAAAUAUUAAGUGCCCCGGUGUGUCUGCAAGAGCAUGCCAUCCAUCAUGCUGUACACUGGUCUCAAGUGAUGAACGACAACCUCCCAACAUGUGACAGGGCCAUGGACCUUGUGGAAAAUGAUUUGGAAAUGCUCAAUAUAUUCAGUUUCCCCAGUGCUUAGCUUUUCAAACUCGUAACCUGCAAACAAGGUAUCCGUUUGCGAUGUUGAUAUAGUGCAUUUCAAAUAAAAACUGCUCAUUUUUGUGAGUUUCUCAGCUUCUGCCUUCACUCCCGUCACUAUUUCAGUGGCGACAGAAGGGGAAGGUGUUCAGCUUAAAUGGCUUUCUGUAUUAGACAUUAGUGUGGAGAUGAUGUGGAUAGAAUUGUAUGUACAAUGUUGUGUACCAGACAAUACUGUAAAAUAAUAAAUUUAUUUACCUUUAAAA